This is a messenger RNA of Eremothecium cymbalariae DBVPG#7215, 885 nucleotides long. RefSeq names its product Mtc2p (gene MTC2). The record is from RefSeq and is a predicted model, not a curated record. The transcript has a single exon. Lineage: Eukaryota; Fungi; Ascomycota; Saccharomycetes; Saccharomycetales; Saccharomycetaceae. Bases 1 to 885 code for a protein of 294 amino acids.
AUGGAACUUCCAGCUUUUGAAUCGGGGUUGUCAGCAAGUUUUACGGUAAAGCGCAACUUCGUUUGUUUUACAGACUCAUACAACACCGUGGUGGGUAUGAUUCGUCCUUGUUUCCAGGAUGCACUGCAUGUUCUUGACAACUAUGACCAGGUUGGCUGUGUAGACAGCUCUGCGUUGUCGAAGUAUAGUGAAUGCGAGGUAAUAGUUCUCCCCCAUAUGGACAAGCUGCCGCCGUUAAAACAAAACAGAUUAGCCAAAUGGUUACUCCAUUUAAAGAGAGAAUAUCCCAAUAUUAUUUGUGUAGCGACUUUGAAGCCGGUUCUGGAAGAUGCCGCUGCUGCUGGUGGUAGCCGGUUCCCCCUCUCAGGGUAUUUAAAGAGUAAGUUCUGGUUUGCGACCGCUGAACCCACAAAAGCUGUGUCCAAAGAGACCCUGCUGCUGACUUCCCCCCAAGAUUGCCACCGCAUCACUAUACAUUCAUCUAUCAGAAGGUACGUUUUGGACAUAGUAGUCUUCCUGCGUAUGCACCGCCUCGCCAAUCAGUCCCUAAGCGGAGGGGCCUCUACAAAGUCGCUCGAUGAUAUCUUACAGCUAACCCAAUGGUUGGUAGCUACUGGCUCCGGUUCUGCAUCUAGCAAACCGAGAACGUUUGCCAACCCGGACGUUGUCCAGCAAGCCUGUCUAUGGUACUUCCCAAUGCACAUGGAAUUAAUUAAAGACCCACAAAACGACACCUCCGUUAUGUACGGCAGUGAACCAAGAUUCGUUGAAGAGCUGAUUGUUGGUCUACGGGAGUUCACUCGCAGGGCUGGCACUGGCAACCCACUCGUGAUGGAGACGUUGGUGGUCAAAGACGUCUUGAAUAAAGUUGUGCCUGCACUUUAA